ACAGUUCCACAGGUUUUAGUCCGAAGAUCAAAGGAACAGACUAUAUGCUUUUUUGAUCAUAAAAUAAAACCCCAUGGCAGCGCCAUUCCUCCCCCAAUGCAGAAUGUCAAAUUGUGUUGCCAAAUGUUUGUCUCAUAACCUUAAAUUUUUAAAUAACAUUUGUACAACAGCGACUACCCCUCGUGGGGGAAAAUUUUUUGUAAAAAAGUUAUAUAAAUUGAAAACUUUUUGAUAUUGCAUAGUCAUUUUCCUAAAAUUGUGCAGGUAUAAUCUCAAAUUAACCAAUUAUUUCAAGUAUUAAAAAUGGGUAAUACAAUCACUAGUGUUAGUUUGGAAGCGGCAACCAAUAAGCCACAAGACCAUAUACACAAGGCUUCAGCGGGCGCUAACCCUCCACCAGAAUGCCCUAUGCACCAGAAGAGUGGCGCGGCAGCAACAACACAACCACCGCAGAAAAUUACCACAACCAACACUGCACCUAUAUCUGAAUGUCCAGUUCAACAUGAUAAAAAUGAUAUCAAUCCUCUUAAUAUGAUGCCACCGGCCAAUCAACAACCCGCGCCAGAUCAACCCUUUCCUCUAUCAACAGAACGUCAAACCUCUAGCAUACCAAAAGUAAGUGAAGAUGGUAGUAUGCAAUUCUGGCAAUAUCCAAGUCAGCAAAUGUUCUGGAACGCAAUGCUUCGCAAAGGCUGGCGCUGGAAGAACGAAGAUAUUUCACAGAAAGAUAUGGGUGACAUUAUUUUUAUUCAUAACGCUAACAAUGAACAAGCCUGGAAAGAAGUACUUAAGUGGGAAGCACUACAUGCAAAGGAGUGUGGCAAUCCCCGGUUGAAGAGUUUCGGAGGCAAGGCUGCCGAUUAUAGUCCACGUGCCCGUUUUCGUAGCUGGUUAGGUUAUGAACUGCCUUUUGAUCGCCAUGACUGGAUUGUGGACCGUUGUGGCAAGGAUGUGCGAUAUGUCAUAGACUACUACGAUGGGGGACUUGUAGACAAGGAUUAUAAAUUUGCAAUUCUGGAUGUACGCCCAGCAAUGGACUCUGUCGAAAAUGUUUGGGAUCGUAUGCGUGUCGCUUACAUGCGAUGGAAGUUCACAGCAUUAGACACGCUUUCAGGCAAUCGCAGUGAAUCGAAUAGUGGAAAAGUGGAUCACUAAAUUAAGAGCAAUUUAAUUGCUGACAAAUUGAUUUAAACUCGAGUUAAUUUAAUUUAUUUUACACAUAUUGGUCUACUUUUAAUUUGCUAUUAUAUUUAAUUGAUAAGGUACUAUGUAUGUACAUAUAUAAACUAAACAGUAACGAAGAAAAUUGUGCAAAUGUUGACUUCGGAGAAGGGUUUUCGAAGAUCAAAGAAUUAACAAAACGUUUCACUUGACAAACAACUUCCGUUAUCGUUGUCCGAAAUUUAAUAAAUACUAGCAAUUAGACGAAGUAAA
Messenger RNA from Rhagoletis pomonella (apple maggot), 1434 nucleotides. RefSeq names its product cytochrome c-type heme lyase (gene Cchl). Bases 304 to 1155 code for a protein of 283 amino acids. Gene Ontology annotation, cellular component: mitochondrion. The transcript is spliced from 3 exons. Gene Ontology annotation, molecular function: holocytochrome-c synthase activity. Gene Ontology annotation, biological process: cytochrome c-heme linkage. Lineage: Eukaryota; Metazoa; Arthropoda; Insecta; Diptera; Tephritidae. The record is from RefSeq and is a predicted model, not a curated record.